Molecule: messenger RNA, 9195 nt
Organism: Neopsephotus bourkii (Bourke's parrot)
Lineage: Eukaryota; Metazoa; Chordata; Aves; Psittaciformes; Psittacidae
Gene: RIPOR3
Product: RIPOR family member 3
Exons: 22
Coding region: 5497-8322 (941 amino acids)
Source: RefSeq, a predicted model, not a curated record
UGAGUAGGGUGAGAUGGAAACGUAACUGCAGUGGCUCUUCCCCUUUCUGUGUUCCCACAGGUUGGAAUUCCUAUGUUAAAGUGAAUUACAUAUAACCUUUUCAGAUUCUGCUGUGAAUCCUUGUGUUAUGAAUACUUUCCACAGAAAGGAUUUACCAGAAGAAAGGAUCUGUAUCUGAAUGUAAAGCUGUGUUAGAACAGCUGUAUCGAGGUGUAGCAUCAAGGGCACUUUCUGUGUCCCUAAUUCAGAUGACUUUUCAUCUCUAGAAGAAUAACCAGAGAAUUUUUUAUUACUUCUGCCAAUAAGUGUAUAAAUAGCAUGUUUGUCUAACAAUUGAACAAAAAUGCUUAAAAUUUAAGGGGUUUUAAUCAUAAAUUUGGAAUGUUUAUCUAGCAACGUAGACAUUGCUGCUGAGGUCAAUGGUUUUUCUAAGGAAUGCUCGAGAGCAAAGAUUAAAUGCAGUGUGUAUUUUCCCAGUGGAUUCAACACUGUGCUGUACACAAGCUGGUCACUUCAUUCUUUGUUCAGUAAGCUUUCAUUACAUCUGCCUUUAGAGGUAUUAGGGCUGAGUUAUGAUGUUAUCGCAUCUCAGGAGUUUCAUUAAUGUAGUGGUCUGGAUUCUUUAGAUAUCCAACACUGCAAAUUAAGUGCCAGGGUCUGGAGAUUUCCAGACUGUUCCGUGGUACAUUGAAAUCACAAGAAGCUUCAGUGAUUCAGGCCCAGAUCAGCCCUGAGACUUUGUCCUAAGUGUUUGACAUUAUUGUAAUACAUUGUGAUAAUCUGAUUUCUUUUUCUUUAUCAGUGUCAUGAAAGACUCAAAUGCCAUGGUGUGCCGCAAGUGUUUUGAAAUGGAUCCCACCCAUCAUAAGCAUUCAGAAGGGUUACUUAAUUCCAUUGUGCCUGAGUUUUGAAAUAAAUGAGAGGAAAAAAACCAUUGUGAUCACAUCAAUGUGAUGGUAGACAAAUGUAGUCCAGUUUUCAAAAUUAGUCUUAAAUUUGACUUAUGCUAGAAGUUUUCUGGUGUAAUUAUGUUAGGGUUGUCUUUUCACCUAUUGUGUUUGCAGUAUAUAUUUGUAUGAGCUAAAACCCCAAUACAGAUGCAGUUAUAGCAGCAAAAGACAGUUGUUGUGAUGAGUUUAUAAUAAAUGCAGGGAAGUGGAAUGAGUAACUUAGCACCUUUGACUGCAGGGUUUUUUGAAACAGCAGAUGAUAAGUUGGAAUCACAGAUCAUUGCUAGAGUAAGUAGAGAAUGUUUCUGAAGUCCCUAAAUGUUCAUCUACUUAAUCACUACUGACUUGGGGUACAUGCAGUGAAAAUUGAGUUUCAGUAGAAAUGGUGUAGAACCAAUAGACGUUAAUAGCAAAUUUGGCUGUCAUGGAGGAAUUUUAUAAAACCAUGCUCUAAAAAGUCAUAGAUUCCAGGUGUCAAUCCUACAAUAAAACCUAUGUACUAUGCUAUACAAAAAUCCACUAUCUCAGAGGAUUCUCCAUAUAGGCAUAAAUAUAAGCCACAUAUUUUAGGGUCAAGGCUGCAGUCCCUCCACUGAAAUGUUGAGCACCUUUGAUACUGAGGAAAGGAUUAUGUGGUGUUAAUACAAAACUAAAUCAGUUCUGCUCGGCUUCCACAACUAGGAGAUAAAGUGGCUCUAUUGCCCUUCCAGGUAGAGCUAAUGUAAUAUUUACAAAUAAAAUGUAUAAAACUAACAACAGUAGUCUAAAAAAGUAAAAUGAAAGUUAACAUCAGGUGGUGUUGGACAAAUUAUAAUCACAUAACAUAUCCCAAAUUACAAACAUGAUCCUGAGACAUUAAAGUGAGUGACAUUUGAUAGUUUGUGUACAGUCAUUGUGUUUUAUUUUCUAUGGGGGCUAACAAUUUAUGUGGUUUCAAACUGGCUUUUAUUGUGUUUCAGCUGCUGCUUGCUGAAGCAAGUACUGACACUAGUAAGAUGCGUGGCCACUUGUACCUGGGUUAUCAGCCUGAUGUUUAAGUCCACGCUUAGCUGAAGGAAUCAGAAAUCUGGUAUGGUUUUUGUAGGCACACAACUAGGAACAAGAGUGUGGCUCUUAACCAACUGGUCAUUCAUGAUUGAAAUAUUAUACAGUUUAAGGAAAUGUGAAUACCUUACUCUAGCCACAGUUCACCAAGUUCAAGUGAACCUCUUGGAGGUACUAGAAGAAAAACAUGCCUACUAAUUCAAAAUACAAAACACAAGCAGAAAUAUUUUGCAAGAAGUCAGUGAGUCAUAUUUUCCUCAUAAAAUUGCUGAAACCAUUGUGCCCAGAAACAAUUAAAUAUGUGACUAGGGCUGGAAAAGUUUAGCCAUAAACACAAACAGACACCAGUUUUUUGUUUGUGGAGGAUGAAGGUUCUUUGGCUUGAGGAAUAUCCUAAUACCAACAGAGACAAAGCAGACCAUGCAGUUUGAGCGUGCUCAUGGCUGCAUAGAAGGUCAAAUGUUUGGCUCUGUGUGCCUGGAUGCUUGGUAACACUGCAGGUUAAAUGCUAAUAGUUUAAUAUGGCAAAUCACUGAAACAGGGACAAACAUACUCUUUUAAUUUGAAGAAAAUGCUUAUUUGAUUUGUAUUAGAAAUACAUUUCCAAGACCUGAAUUCUCAGUCUUACAAAAUCCUUUGUAUUAAAAUGUUUGAGUCAAUUAGUACGUGGCACUUGGGAGAUCUGUUUGAGACUCACAAGCUUUAUAAGACUUUUUCAAGACUCCUUUUGUUUUUAUCAGUAGUUCAGUGUUUCUCUUGCCCCAGCAAUAGACUCCUGCAGUUUGGCCUGGUAUUUUUAUGCUCUACAAAUGCCAGCCAUGAUAGCUACUGUAUUCACACUGUGCUUUGGGGGAAGACUAAAAGAGAGGAAGUUCCUCUGCUCUCCAGGGUAUAAUCCCUGGGUUUAUGAGAUUUGGAGACACUGCCCUGCACAGCAGAGGUUACAGGUUUGAAGACAGAUUUGAACUCAGCUUUGUCAGAGGUCCUUACCUGAUUUAUUUCUAGCCUAAAGGGAGAGUUGAAUUUGAGAUGUGUCCAGAUGCUUUUUCUCAGGAGCAGUUGUAACAUAGCUCAACACUUCUGUACAGGCACUCUGGCUAGCAAACCCCUCUGUUCAAACAACUGCAUUUAUAAAUCUUUCUUACAAAUAAAAUGUUGUCUUGACAUCCUACUUAUGGUCUUCUACUCAGAAGUGUGAAGUGAUCUGUAAGAUUUGUAGGUCGCUACAAAAAAUACAUACAAGUGGUAUUUGACUCUGUUGCUGUUAUUUCAAAGAAAGAAAGAUAACCCCUUUAAUGGUGCUUUCCUAACAUUAUUUAAAUUCUCUUCAUUCUUACAAGAAGGAAAUGUGAAAAUGUGCUUAUGAAUUGCUUUUGGAAGUAGCUACAGGAGGACAUGACCCGGUCAGUGGCCUUGAGGCCUGAGCGUUGUGCAGUUCAACAAACAUCCCAUGAGAAUUUUAAAAUGCUUAUGGCUGUGCACAAGUGAGGUCCCGUUCAUCCCUCAUUUGCAACAGGACAUCUUCUUGGAGAAUUCUAUUUGAUUUAUAAAGAUGUGUGCAACAGGAUCAAGUCUAGGCAGUUUAAGCAAUUUCUUUCUUUCACCAAUGGAGUUUUGGGGGGUCUGUACAUUUCCAACCUAAUGUUUCACAUCUAGAGCUCUGUACUACAGAGUUUUACCUCAGGAGUCCCCUCAUCAUUUUCCACUUCCUGAGCCUCUCAAGGGUCUGCCUCUUUGCUUGUUCCAUAUCUACACGCUUUCAGUCUUCUGCUAUGCAGGCUUUAGGAGUCCUAUGAAAUCAGGAAAGCUUUCCCUGCACUUUCUUCCUCUCUUUUACCCAUGAAUUAACUUUCCCAGGUUAGAGAGCUGAAGAAUAGAUCUUGGGAAUCUGACUUAGCCUUGAUGAGGGAUGUGGUCAAUAACCAUGAGGCUAUUCCCUUUAUUUCUUCCUGUAGCAGCUUAUUAUGCAAUUACAUUUUUCAGUAAGUUGCAUAUUUUUUUCAGUCUAACGAUCCUUUUGAUGGGGUGACUGUUCACAGGCUUACAAGCAGCGGAAAACUAGAGGAAAGAAUGGAAAAUAUUUCAAAACUUCAGCUGUGUUAUGAUGCAAGUACAGUCUCUGAUUAAGAGUGUAGAGGAGGCAUCCAUUUGAAGCAAGAGAACAUAAGUGCUGUACAGUUUGAUUAAAAGAUGAUUAAGAGGCAUCUAAUUUUUUCCGUGUUAACAGAUUUCCAUUGAUACUGCUGAAGCUAUGGAGUUACGUGGAUUUCGAUGCACUGAGAUACAAAAUACCUAGCCAUGCCCAGCACCUCUUUUGACAACUAGGUAGCUUGCAAACAGGUAGCUGGCUCAGAUUUGCCAUUAUUACCUCUUGCUCUUAAAUCUUCUGCCUGUUUUUCACAGAUGGAUUAGCAGGUUGGCACAGCCUGUAGAACAAUGGAGUGUUAGGCCUCAGCCCAGGGAGCUAAUGAAAUAGGCAGGUCUCACUGCAAGAUUGCUGCUUGUGGAAAUCCAUGACAACUUCUAUUACUGCUUUGGUAGAUAGUGAUACCUAAAGCAUAGUCACUUACAGUAAUUCCCUCUACUUGUAGACUAGCCCAGAAUUAGCAAAACACUCUCAAAUCUCACCCCUCUUGGGAGGUAUAUUUAACCAUACAAUUCUUUAUAUUGCAGUCUGGAAGAGUAUUGAGUUAGGUUGCUCUCCAAGUUAGUGGCAGAGCCAGGAGAAGAGUCUUAUCUUAACAUUUUGACAUUUCUGGGCUUCUAGUCUCACUAAUUGUAGCCAUAGUGAUGGGAUACUGUCAGGCACAGGGUUUUCUUUCCAGUAUUUAUUGUGAUAGAUUAGGAGCGCACUGUUUUUCAGAGCACUUUCUGUAAUGCAGGACAUUUUUGUGUGCAUCAUGUAGAGCUCUUCAUUGGAGUUUGCUCUUCUCUCUACAAAUAGAUACCCCAGCUUUUUGUUUUACUUGGUUUUACUCAGUUGUGGUGUUUACGUUACACCAGCUUGAGGGGGGAAGGAAGGGAAUUUUUCUGUAUAUUAACUGUCUGGGUGAUUUUCUACAGCUGCUUGAAGGAUAUGUCUGUUACUUAUAUUGUAACUUGGAUUCUAUAGACAUAUGGCAGAAAACACAAUUCUCCAGAAAGCAAAAGAUUUUGACUGAUGGAAAACAGAGGACAGCAAUCCAAGAGAAAUCCUGCCAGAGGAGGAGUAUGAACCUGAAGUUUACUGUUUGAAAGUAGACUUCUGCCUUGGGCUUAAGUACGACACUCAGCCAGUUCUACCAUUGACUUCAGUGUGGGUCUGCGCAGAUGCAAAGAACUGCUUUUUGGACCUGACUAAGUCUGGAGCUUAAGUAUUGUUUUGGCAUUCAUAAUGAUUUGGAAAUAUAGUGGUUGGCCUGAACUCCUUAAGCAGUGGGACAAUUACAGAAAUGUAGAGAGCCUGUGAAUUGAGGCUUAUCUGGCUUUACAUAGUGACUGACGGAGUUACUGACUGGCAGUUAUGUCGGUCAAACUCACAUUUGUGUCCCCUGGUGAUGGGGGUGGUAUCAGCAGGAGUUGUUCCUUCACUGGCUUCAGCACUGUGCAAAGCAGAAAACUGGCAAAAUCUCUCGGCAGAAGUUCAGUGAGAUCAAGAAUGUCACUGAAAUCCCCCAAGGCUUACAACUCCCUGCAGAAAGGGGCAGUCAUCUGGGAUCCAAAGCCACUGCAGGUGAAGAAAAUUUUUGAAGCUUUGAAGAAAGGACUUAAUGAAUACUUGGAAGCACACCAGGCUGAACUGGAUUAUCUUUCUGGUCGACACAAAGAUACAAAAAGGAACUCCAGAUUGGCUUUCUACUAUGACCUGGAUAAGCAAAUCCGCUUGGUGGAGAGGUACAUCAGAAAACUGGAGUUUCACAUAAGCAAGGUAGAGGAACUCUAUGAAGCUUACUGUAUCCAGUGCAGACUGCGAGAUGGGGCUGCAAAUAUGAAACAUGCCUUUUCCUUGUCUCCUUCCACCAAAGCCUCCAGAGAGAGUCUAGUGGAGCUUUACAAGAACUUCCAAGAGUGCACAGAGGACAUGUGCUUUAUAGAAGGGGCAUUGGAGGUCCAUUUGGGAGAGUUUCACUUGAAGAUGAAAGGGUUGGUGGGCUUUGCACGUCUCUGCCCAGGGGACCAGUAUGAGGUGUUUGUGCGACUGGGGCGCCAAAAAUGGAGGUUGAAAGGCAAGAUUGAGACUGAUGACAGCCAGACAUGGGAUGAAGAAGAAAAGAUCUUUAUACCGAAUCUCCAUGAGAAGCUUGAAAUCAAGGUGACAGAGCUGCGAGGACUGGCCACUAUUCUAGUUGGUGUUGUGACGUGCGACAGCAUAAACUUCUUUACAACCAAGCCUCAGGCAAUCAUUGUGGACAUAACUGAACUGGGAACCAUCAAGCUACAGCUGGAGGUCCUCUGGAACCCCUUUGACACAGAGAACCUCUUCUUGUCACCUGGAACCACUGCCAAGUUUUCUGUGAGUAGCAGGAAAAGCUCAUUAUACAACUGGACCCCACCAAAUACUCCCAGCUUCAGAGAGAAAUACUACCUGUCUGUUCUGCAACAAAGGCAGAGCCAAGCGGAUGGAAGUGAUGCUCAGCCUCCCAGCAUACUGAGCUACUUGGCUGCCUGUGAUUUCGAUGUGCAUGGGAGGAGCAAGCCUUGCACCCCAGCGGAGACAAGCGAGGCGGACUCGUUCAGCUCUGAGGAUCAGAAAGGGACGGAAUCCAGAACUGCAACUCCAGCUCUAGACCACAGGACGUUGCCAUUGGUGAUGAUCCAAGAGACUUGUGCAGAAGAGCGGCAGCAUCCUCUUCCAGAUCACACAACUCUGGAUAUCCUGAAGAAGACGCCGUGUGUGGAUGGAUUUCCAAGUAACCCACCGAGUUUUCGGAGUCGUCACAAAGGUGGAGAUUCUUUCCAUCAGCCCAGAAACCACCGGCUGACAGAGCAUGAAGACUUCAGCCAGAAAAGCUUGAAUGCUGCAAAUGACCUAAAGCUAGAUGGACAUACAAAGUCAAUUGAUAAGACUCUCCAAGAAGUGUUAAAUUUGCUGAAGUCACAUAAUGUGGUGCAAGCCCAGCUGGAGAAAUUGGAGUACCAGGUCUCAUCUCUGAGGGAUAAAUUAAAGCUAAAGCCACUGCAUCACAAACACUCAUCUAUGGAAAGCUUAAUGGUGGAGACAGUACUGGAAAGUUUUGACUUUUUAAACGCUGACUGCAGCGCUGAUGAGCUCUCGUUGUUCGGAAGCGUCCGGACAGCCAGUAUCAGCACGUACAAUGACAACACACUGCAGUCCCUGAGCUGUGACACGAGAACAGAAACAAGAGAUGUAACUACAGGUGAUGACAACUUAGACACACUAUUGGUAACUCAUCUGAAGCUGUGCAAAGGCCUUUUGCAGAAACUGAGCUCACCCAGUGUGGCCCAGGUUGUCCAGAAGAGCAUCCUGGAAGAAGUGUCGGAGCAGACUCGGGUCCUGGGUGAUGUCUUGGAUCUGUCUGUUGAAGAAAUUAUUCAGAAGACAAAGAAGAAGAAGCAGUACCUGAAGAUCUGGAGUGACCUUGCAGAGCCCAGCAGCAUCUUGUUUGCUUCAGCAGAAAGAUUCCGUCACGCACUAAAAUACACCCUGAUGCUCAAAGUGAAGGAGAAAUACCCCCAUCAGUUAGAAGCAGUGCUGCAGAGGUUGCUAGAGCAGAUUGUCACCUGUGAUGGGCUGCUCCCCUGCCUGCCCCUCCAACCAGAACUGGUGACUUCAUUCCAGUUUUACAGCUACCUGGAGAAGCACCACAUCACCAGCCUGGAGAAACACUUGGGAAAACUUGCUAAAGAAGUGAUGUUGAUCGAGGAGCUGCAGUGCCCUGGACGGCUGAAGACUCUUAAGAAGCUGAAAGGAAAGCGGCUGAACCGGCUCCAGCCGCUGCCGCAGACGUUGCGGCUCCUGGGGCUUCUGCAGCUGGAUGACAACCACCGCGUCAGCAAAGCGGCCACGGCCUGUCUGUGCCGUGCGGCGGCGAGCCGGAACUGCAGGGAAAAGGCUCUCUUGUUUUACACCGAUGCUUUAGCUGACUCUGACACAAGACUUCAGCAAGCUGCUUGUUUGGCUCUUAAAAACCUCAGAGGUGUUGAGAGCAUUGAGCAGGUUGCCCAGCUGUGCCAGUCCGAAGCAGAGGAAGUGAGGAAUGCAGCCAGAGAAACAACACUGUCCUUCGGUGAACAGGGCCGGCAAGCCUUUGAGAAGAUGGACAGGAUUUGCUGUGAACUCAGAGACACCGUACAGCAAGAAGCUGAGAUCGAAAUCACAGUAUUUUAGCAACAGAGACAAGGAGCCACAUCGUGGUGUCCCACAGCCACACAUGGGUACCUGAGGAGCUGGUUGUGGUGUUUGUCAGUAUCUGGUUUACUUAUGCCCUGCUUAAGUAAGCACAGAUCUAUUCCCCAAGGGGCACCUUGCAGUCUGCAUGAAGCAGGUGGGAAUACUUCUUUACUGUCUCAGCACAUGAUGAAAUACCAAGUGCUGGACAAAUGAAAACUGGGAUCCCUUAGAAUAUGGAACCAGGUUGAGUUGAACUCCCCAUCUUACUGGAAUCAGCUGCCCUGCUCAAGAGCUGUUUUUCCAUUAAGUCUUCUAUUUAUUCCUUAUAGAGGAGAGAAAUGAUCCCUCUCCAGCAGUCCAUCUAGAAACCAGCAGACACCAGGUCGUUUACAGCAACUGCCCCAUCCAUCAAAGACUAUCCGGUGGUAUUGCUUGGUGUUUCCUUCCCUUGUACAGUUCAGUUGCAUAAGGAAAGCUUCAAGCCAAUUGCAUCAUCAUUGCAGCUUAGGACAGGGGACUAAGCAAGGACUGACACAUGGAUCCUCAGCAGUUACUGUACCUGGCUUGUGCAGGUCUGAGAGACACGGACAGCUCUGGAGAAGUUGGUUUGGUGUUGUUGUUGGUUUUAAAAUGUAUUCAUUUAGCCAUAGGUCAAAACUUCUCAUAAUUACACAGUGUUGUCAGGCUCCUUACUCAACAUUGGCUACCCUCCAGUGAGCUCACUAUGAAAAGAAGCCUGGCUUCAGGUAAAAUACUUGACAGGGUUUGGCUUUUGUGUGUAUAUAUUUUUAUACAUAACUUUUUCUAUUCAGUAUUUAUUUGUUGGAUUUCAUCCUGUUUUCUACAAUUCUAAUAAAACAUUUGAGACAA